Messenger RNA from Umbelopsis ramanniana AG, 834 nucleotides. RefSeq lists its product as uncharacterized. The coding region runs from base 1 to 834 and encodes 277 amino acids. Gene Ontology annotation, biological process: barbed-end actin filament capping; actin cytoskeleton organization. The transcript has 7 exons. The record is from RefSeq and is a predicted model, not a curated record. Gene Ontology annotation, cellular component: actin cortical patch; F-actin capping protein complex. NCBI's taxonomy places the organism in Eukaryota, Fungi, Mucoromycota, Umbelopsidomycetes, Umbelopsidales, Umbelopsidaceae. Gene Ontology annotation, molecular function: actin filament binding.
AUGACCGAAUUCUCUGUUGAUGAAAAAGUUCAAAUAGCAGCAAGCUUUCUGCUCGAGAGCCCUCCUGGCGAAGUUAAUGAUGUCUUCAAUGAUAUUCGAACUCUCAUUGGAGAUGACGAUGCCCUGCAAUCGGGAAUCUUGACCUCUUUGGAGGAUCACAAUACUGAGCAGCUCAUUACUGUUGCACUGCCGGAAUCUGAAACUGAGGUCAUCAUUUCGAAAUUUGGCCAAUUAGAAGGUGGUCGUUUUGCUGAUCCUAGGUCCAAGCAAAGCUUUGCAUUUGACCACAUGCGGCUGGUUGCUUCUGAUUUACAACCGCUCGAGAUUUCAGACGACGUUGAAUCGCUAAGAGAAGCCAUCGAUAACCAAGUACAAGCAUAUGUCAGCGAUCAUUAUCCACAUGGCGUCACUACCGUUCACGCAUCAGGUUCAAAGGUCACCAUUGUCAUUGUGGAUAACAAAUAUAAUCCCAGCAACUAUUGGAAUGGACGAUGGCGCGCUGUUUGGGAGGUCGAGAAGGGUGGUUCUCAGCUGAAAGGUUCUGCUAAAGUGCAGGUUCAUUAUUACGAAGACGGUAAUGUUCAGCUAAAUUCAACAAAAGACUUUGAACUUGAUAUCAACAGCGAGCAUGAUGAGAAGAAGGCUGCUAGCACCAUUGUCAAGGCGAUUGAAAAAGCAGAGAAGGAGUAUCAAAUGGCCAUUAACGAAAACUAUACCGAGCUUUCCGAAAACACGUUCAAGGAACUACGAAGAGCACUUCCUUACACCCGUAAUAAGGUUGACUGGCACAAGAUAUUCAAUUAUAAGCUUGGAAACUCCAUCGUCAACAAAUAA